Messenger RNA from Antechinus flavipes (yellow-footed antechinus), 1759 nucleotides. RefSeq lists its product as uncharacterized. The record is from RefSeq and is a predicted model, not a curated record. The coding region runs from base 911 to 1759 and encodes 282 amino acids. The transcript is spliced from 9 exons. Lineage: Eukaryota; Metazoa; Chordata; Mammalia; Dasyuromorphia; Dasyuridae.
UCUGGCAUGAUUAUCCCUUCAUCCAUAAUUAUUUAUUUAUUCUUUUAUAUAAAUGUAAUCUUGUCAUCUUUUAAAAGGGAAUAUUUAAACUCAUAAAGGUGGGAGUUCAAGUAGAAAAAUCAGGCCCCCCAAAUAUUUAAAGUUUGGGGCUUUCUUUUUUUACUAAAUUAGUAAUGUAUAUUUCAAGUUAAGGUCUUAUCUUCAUGGAGUAAGAUUAUUCUGAAAAAUAAAACUUAUAAUCAGAUGAAAGUAGUUCAUGUUAGAAAAAAGUGAUGAAACCAUGCAUAGAAGAAUUGUAUUGUAAGCAUUUUCUGUGGAAAAAUAUUUCAGAAUAAUGGAUAGUCAGCUGGACUAAAACCUUAAACACAUGGUUUUUGGUUUUAUCUAUGAUUCCUCUUAGUUCUGUGAUGCUGGGUAACUGAUUUAACCUCAAAAUGCCCUACCUAGGUAACUAAGUUUGUAAGUUGCAAUGAAGGUACUAGCCUCCAUUUUCCUUAACUAAGAGUUUUCUGUAAAUAAAUCAUAGGGUAAAAAAAAUCAUCGUUUCAGACUAUUUUAAAAUCCUAAAAAAAAUUGAAAACUCAAAUAUGAAUAGAUCUUCGAAAUAUCUAUGUUAAGUUUAAAAGGUUUUUGCAAAAGGAAAACCUUUCCCCAAGAAUCUUACUAAUGUAUUCCUUGUGACAACACAUAGAGAAAGACUUUGAUAAGAGAGCUGAUAAUCCAAGAAAAAGAGAAUAGGCUCAGUAGCAAAACAGUUGUUGGUGACUUUUUGUCAUGUUACCUGAAUGAUAAACGUUCACAAAUUAAAGCAAACCAAAAAACAAAAAACUUGAUGGAAAUUUUGAGUGACAUUCUAUGAAAAAAAUUAACAUGUCAGGUAGAUAAAACUACUAUAUGAUUUAACUUGAAUAUGUAUUUUUUAGAUGGUUCUAACUGGGAUUCUUCAAGCCCUUCUGAGAUAAAUAAGAGUCACAGAAGUUCAAAGAAUUUAAACUUGCAAAGGAUUGUUGUUUCCAAAGGCCUGACUCAAAAUCCACAAGGUUCCACAAGAGAUCAUCCAGGGGAAAAUCCUAAUGUGAAGCCUAGUCAACGGGGUCUUCCAAUGAAAGAGUCUUUCUCAAGCCAGGAAUCAGAGAAAGGAGUCAAGGCAAAAUCAAAAUUAGAUUAUGUGCAAAAAUGUGAUUUACCUGCUGCAGAAGACACUGAUGAUGGUUCUAACUGGGAUUCUUCAAGCCCUUCUGAGAUAAAUAAGAGUCACAGAAGUUCAAAGAAUUUAAACUUGCAAAGGAUUGUUGUUUCCAAAGGCCUGACUCAAAAUCCACAAGGUUCCACAAGAGAUCAUCCAGGGGAAAAUCCUAAUGUGAAGCCUAGUCAACGGGGUCUUCCAAUGAAAGAGUCUUUCUCAAGCCAGGAAUCAGAGAAAGGAGUCAAGGCAAAAUCAAAAUUAGAUUAUGUGCAAAAAUGUGAUUUACCUGCUGCAGAAGACACUGAUGAUGGUUCUAACUGGGAUUCUUCAAGCCCUUCUGAGAUAAAUAAGAGUCACAGAAGUUCAAAGAAUUUAAACUUGCAAAGGAUUGUUGCUUCCAAAGCCCUGACUCAAAAUCUACAAGGUUCCACAAGAGGUGCAGCUGGAAGUGGGCCUGACACUGGCUAUAAGGUUGGACUUCAAGUAGAAGAGCCAGGCCCCCAGAAGCAUUGGGAACCUCCUCUAGAAAAAGAAGUCCCAAAACGUAAGAAAGACAGAGGGUUAAUACUCUGA